Messenger RNA from Mycena indigotica, 1644 nucleotides. RefSeq names its product Acetyl-CoA synthetase-like protein. Gene Ontology annotation, molecular function: medium-chain fatty acid-CoA ligase activity. Lineage: Eukaryota; Fungi; Basidiomycota; Agaricomycetes; Agaricales; Mycenaceae. Bases 1 to 1644 code for a protein of 547 amino acids. Gene Ontology annotation, biological process: fatty acid metabolic process. The transcript is spliced from 11 exons. The record is from RefSeq and is a predicted model, not a curated record.
AUGCCUUCCGGAACCGAGCACUUUAUGGACACCGUUCUUCGGUCUUUGGAUCUAUAUGCCACUCGACCACUUAUAAAGGAGGUUGUUGGUCCCGUGGAAGCGCGAACCUGCAACAUCAUAACCUACCAAGCUUAUGCCCACGAUUUGAGCAAGGCUGCUCUAUUCUGGUGGCAAACACUGUCGAAACUAGGUGUCGCUGUUGGUGAUGUUGUGGGUCUAUGGAUCACUGGGAGUCAGUAUCCAGACCUGGUUCAUCUCUAUGCGAUCAGCCGUGCUGGUUUCGUUCCUCAAGUUUUCAGUCAAAAAUACACAGAGCAAGGUCUAGCAGUUGUUCGGGACCUCCUCACUGCCUGCGAAGCCAAAGUCCUACUAUACGAUCCUGUUUUCGAGGGAAUUGUGCAGAGUCCGAGCCUUACUCUUGCAUGUCAACGAAUACCUCCCCUGGUGUCGCUGACAUACGUUGACGCGGCACUGCCAUCACUCCCUGAUGUCAAGCCAACAGAUACUGCUAUGAUCUUCCACACGAGCGGUACCACUUCCGGGAAGCCUAAGCCCGUUCCCGAGAGCCAUAGGUGGUUCCGGUUCCAAGCGAUUCAAUGGAAGGGUAUUUGUCAAGCUGCGCCAUUCGAUGGCCAGGAUGUGUACAAUAACAUCGGCUCAUAUGGUCACGUCGGCAGUGCGACCAUGAUCAGCCACCUUGGUGCAUCUGGUCAAUGCAUGGUUAGACUCGCAAGCAAUACAUUGGACCGUGAACAAAUCCUUGAGCUGACACGACUGGCUGGCCUUAACAACCUCUUCAUCUAUGCACCAUGGCUCUCGAAACUAGUAAAUCUCGCCAAGACAGACCCCGAGAUUUUAACUGUACUGCGCUCAAUGCGUCAAAUAUCGUAUACUGGCGCCUCAUUAAAUCCCGAAGACGAGCAGUGGAUCAUCGAAUCCGCUAUCCCUGCGACUUGUGUCUAUGCAACGACCGAGAUAGCGCUUUGUCUGGUUUCAGACCUUGAUCGUGUCAAGAUGAUUCCCGCCAUGCGUCUUGUGCCCGGCGUUCAGUGCCAAUUCAUUCCGACCAAUUCUUUGACACACGAACUAGCCACGAACGCCCAUGGUCAACUUACAGGGAAUCAACUGUAUGACUUCUUCAUUCCGGAGUCUGCACCAAACUGCCCGCACCCGUCUAUUCGCAACCGGCCUGAUGGCCAUAUCUCGGGCGAUCUAUUCGAAGAAGUCUCACCUGGGUAUUAUGUGUUCCGCGGCAGAAACGACGAUUGGAUUAGAACGGGUCCUACUUGUGCUUUUUGCGACACGAAAUCCAUCGAGGACAACUGUAUGCUUACCUGUGCCGACCUGGUCAAAAACUGCACCGUCGUCGGGCAUUACAAGCCUGCGUUGGUCCUCUUCAUCGAACCUGCCCUUGCACUCUCCAGCGAGAGCGAUUUGGCGACGUUCAAGAUGGAAAUUUUGAAGCAAACGGCAGCUUUCAAUGCACGCUUGUUUUCGCACGAAAGAAUCACGGAUGCGCGGAGGAUUGUUGUUGUGCCUCCAGGGAGCUUACCACGCACGACUGAAAAAGGCAAUGUCCGCCGCAAGGCUGUAGAAGAAGACUACGCCAGUCUGUUGCAAGAUAUAUAUACUUCAAAGGCCUAG